Caenorhabditis elegans is the source of this 1190-nucleotide messenger RNA. RefSeq lists its product as uncharacterized. The record is from RefSeq and is marked reviewed. The transcript is spliced from 8 exons. The coding region runs from base 129 to 1040 and encodes 303 amino acids. Lineage: Eukaryota; Metazoa; Nematoda; Chromadorea; Rhabditida; Rhabditidae.
UAGGUUAACUGUUUCGGGAGGCGCAGACUGCCCUGUAUUUAAACUAGCUCGACUACUACUCUCUUUCUCUUCUAAACUAUCAAAAAACCUUUUUUCCUCUUUUUCAAUUAAACUUUUUAAAGGUCAAAAUGAAUAGAAUUGCAUUGGUUUUUCUGUAUUCUUUAUUUUUAUUUAAUUUGGCAAUUGGUAGAGUCGAGAGUCAAACUUGCCAAUGUAUCCAACCGGAUCCAUCAAUGCUCAAUUGUUUGGGAUAUGACAGUAAACUCCAAGCCGACACGAUAGAUGAAGCCAUUGCCUCAUUUCCAGAUUUAUCGCUUAAUGAUGAUGUUGCUAAUCAGAAAUUCAGCACUGCAGAUGUAGGAUGUGUAACCAAGGAAUGUCAGGAUUGCAGAAAAGAUAUGAGAAAGCAGCUGCAAAAGGUCGGCCUUCUCGCAAAAGAUAUCAAUGAUAUUGUUGCUUCUCAAGUUGAUUCAAAUUCAACUUGCACUAAAUAUGGAUUUACCAGGCAGCAGCAAAAAAAAAGUCACGACGAUGACGAUGAUGAUGACGAUUCAGAUAGUGACGAGUCUAAAGAAGAGGAAGAGAAGAAGAAACGCGACAGAAAACAUAGACGAGACAAAAGACAAGCAAUUACUCAAGGAUCCCAAAACAAUACGGACCCGAACUUGAUUGGAACUCGUUUCACAAUAUCAUGUGCAAUGAAAGGUGUAUCAGUGGAUCCAACUGGAACUGUGUCUUUGUGUUCUUCUUGUUGGGUCUGGAGGCAAUUGCCGAGCAAUUACAGGCCUCAGUAUAUUAAUGAACUUGUUUGCGAUAACACUGACAGCGAUUGUUUGAGUGGUUAUGCAACUUGCUCUGUAGGCCAUCGAACUUUCGAAGCAAUCAGAAACGACAAUGGAGUUCAAACCCAGGUGACUCUUACCGCAGGAUCCUAUUGUGAAUGCAGAAUUUCCAAGAGCUCAUCACUACAAUCACUAGUAGAGGGCACUGGAAUCAGUGGAACAUACAAUCCUCUUAGCAAUCAUACGACGCCAGUUUGACUGCCAAAUCGGAUUUAAAAUGUACAUAGGAAGGUCGAUAAUAAAUUUUUUUUUCACUGUACAUUUCACAUGAAAUUCAAAACUGGGAUGAGUGGAAGUGAUUUUGGAACGUAUAGAAAUAAAUAUAAAAAUAAACUGAUUGAAAAAAUA